Messenger RNA from Cryptomeria japonica (Japanese cedar), 1649 nucleotides. RefSeq names its product calcium-binding protein CML24-like. NCBI's taxonomy places the organism in Eukaryota, Viridiplantae, Streptophyta, Pinopsida, Cupressales, Cupressaceae. Bases 633 to 1265 code for a protein of 210 amino acids. The record is from RefSeq and is a predicted model, not a curated record. Gene Ontology annotation, molecular function: enzyme regulator activity; calcium ion binding. The transcript is spliced from 2 exons.
UUUCCGGACUCGAUCAGCGAACAAUUCUUACCAAUCCAUUUCUACGGCUCAAAAAAUCAACUUUAUCAACCAGUGGGAAUCAAAUUCAGAAAUUGCUGCACUCGGAAAAAGAUAAUUGAAGGAAUACUGUGCGAAGAAGAUAAUGGCACGAAGCUUCGAGGUAAUUGCAUUUUGGAAGGCGAGCCUGAAAAGCGAGGUCCGAUAUUUUUCGUUGAAGAAAAGGACGCAUUUCCUCGACUGGAUCAGACCUUUAAAAGAGGAAAUUUCCUACGAUCUGCGGCUUGCUUGGAAUAUAUGCUCUGAAAGCUAGAUUUUAGGUUAUUUGGUGGUGGAAUCUGAUGUAAGUUGAAGCCAUGAGAUUUCCAUCAAGAUUUCUUGAAAAAUGUAUUCCUCUGCAGCGAAUCCUAGAUUUUUUUUCAUUUACGAAUCCUAGAAUUGUAGGAGAAUUACUUGUGUCGAAGAAAGCAACGAAUUUGAUUGCUUCGCGCUAGGGUUUACUCUCUACCUUCUGCUUUAUAACAGUAGAUCUACAUGCUACCGGAACCUUCGAACCCUAGGCUUUUAUUUAAAUAAAAAUCUGAUCUUGAACCCUAACUAAACAGCGCUUGGAGAAUUUAAAAUUGGAAACUUCAAUGGGGCUCCCCUGGUUCGCCAGUCGGAAAAACACGCCGGCUGAGCCGCAGCGGCGGCGUUCACAGGGUUUCAACAUUGUUUCUUCCAGAUCUCAACCUGGAAAGUCACCGUCCAGGUGGAAAACUUCAGGUCUCUGGCGCCGGAAAAGCUCGUCGAGAAGCGAUGCUUCAGCCGGCGAUAAGCUUACCUCAUUGGCAAGCGCUGCAGAACUGGAGAGCGUGUUCAACAAAUUCGAUGCCGACGGCGACGGAAAAAUAUCGGUGUCUGAGUUGAGGAACGUUAUGCGGUCGCUGGGCCACGAUGCCACAGAGGAUGAGCUGCGGUUGAUGAUGGCAGAGGCUGACUCGGAUGGAGAUGGCCACGUGGACUUGGCAGAGUUCGUGGCGCUCAAUACACGUGGCGUGGAUAACACUGAGAGGUUGCAGGAUCUGCAAGAAGCUUUCAAGAUGUUCGAUGUUAAUGGCGAUGGAUCAAUCUCUGCUCAUGAACUUGAGAGUGUUUUAGGAAGAUUGGGUGAGACUUCCAGCCUCAAUGAGUGUCAUCAUAUGAUUGCCAAGGUGGAUGCUGACAGGGAUGGCAAGGUCAAUUUCGACGAGUUUUUGGCAAUGAUGUCAGCACCUAUUGCGCAUUAGGUUAUGGUAGGGCUGGAUGGAUCAUCGACUAUGUUAUCAUUGGGAUUGGUUGGAUCAUUGAGUGCGAAUCAAAAUGUUGAUGCAAACAAAUUUAGAGUUGAAUCCAAACACACUCGUAUGAACUAUGCCAUAUUUGAAAAAUCACAGUGUUCGAUAAAAUUUUUCUUGAGUGUAAAUAUUGUAUGCUAUAUUGAAAUGCUUUAGUUUUUAUGGUUUGGUACUUACCAUUAUUAGUCCCCACUUAAUGUUGUAACUACAUAAACGAGUGCUAAGUGGUUACUAGUAAGUAUCCUUUGUAAUCAAUUAUAAACAACUAUUUUCUAUUUAAUGUUACAUUAUUUAUUUUAAUGUAAAUAUUUAAUAUAUAAGCUAUACUUUGGUAUA